UACAUACGCCUAUUCGGCCAGUUUAGUGAUUGAAUAUUAUUUGAGGAGCUAGCUUUGUUCAGAUUUUGUAAUCUGAUAUGUCAAGACGUAUAUCUAAAUCCAAAUCCAAGGCCUUGUACUUGUACAAGAAUGCUGCUGCUGUUGGCAUUCAGAAACUUUCAUUAUCGGCGGCACAGUUGAGGACGUCUGCAACUCGGGCUUCCUGCACGGACUCGGAAGAAAUUUCAGAAGGCGAAGACUGGUACGCUUCCCAUAUCAUCCAAGAUAAGGACCUUCUUCGCAAGAGCCUCCACAAUUCGGGAACAGGGCUUCAUGUUCUGGACUUGGUUAAUCGCGGUUCUUUGGAAGCGGACCGGACUCUGUACAAUAAGUUGCUAAACAGAUGUACCCAGAUGGGCAGACUUCAACAAGCAAGAAUUGUGCACGCUCACAUCCUUACUUCCCACUUUAAAGAUGACCUUCCCAUCCACAACACCAUCCUUAACAUGUAUGUCAAAUGCGGUAGUUUGGAAGACGCUCGUAACCUGUUUGAUCAAAUGCCUUGCAAGGACUUGGUCACUUGGACUGCCUUGAUUUCUGGCUAUUCUCAAAAUGAUCGACCUCAGGAUGCACUUGUUUUGUUCCCUCAAAUGCUCCUCCGUGGCCUGGAACCCAAUCAGUUCACCUUGUCUAGCUUGUUCAAGGCUGCUGGUGCUGUGUCUGAUGAUAACAACGAGCACGGCAGGCAGCUUCACACUUAUUGCCUUAAGUACGGUUUUGAUACCAAUGUUUAUGUGGGCACUUCUCUUGUGGACAUGUAUGCUAGGUGGGGCCAUAUGGAUGAAUCCCAGUUGAUCUUUGACUCUCUGGAGACCAAGAAUGAGGUGUCUUGGAAUGCUUUGAUUGCUGGGCAUGCCAGGAAGGCUCAAGGAGAGCAUGCUCUCAGGUUGCUCGGGAAGAUGCUCAGGGAAGGAUUUAAACCCACACAUUUCACUUAUUCUAGCGUCUUUAUUGCCUGUGCCAGUGCAGGGUCUAUGGAGCAAGGCAAGUGGGUUCACGCCCACAUGAUAAAAUCGGGUGCUAAGCUUGUUGCUUUUGUCGGGAAUACUCUUCUUGACAUGUAUGCCAAAUCAGGCAGCAUUGAGGAUGCAAGAAAGGUUUUUGACAGGUUGGUUAGACAAGACAUUGUUUCUUGGAAUUCUAUGCUUACUGGAUACGCCCAGCAUGGGCUUGGACAGGAAACUGUACAGCGGUUUGAAGAAAUGCUGAGAAUUGGAAUCCAACCUAAUGAUAUAACCUUUCUUUGUGUUCUUACUGCCUGCAGCCAUGCUGGUCUCUUGGAUGAGGGACAAUAUUAUUUUGACUUGAUGAAAAGUUACAACAUAGAACCGCAGAUUUCACACUAUGUGACAAUUGUUGAUCUUCUUGGCCGUGCAGGUCUACUUGAUCGAGCUGAGAAGUUCAUAAGAGAAAUGCCGAUUGAACCCACUGCAGCUGUUUGGGGAGCCUUGUUAGGUGCUUGUAGGAUGCACAAGAAUAUAGACUUGGGCGCUUAUGCUGCUGAACGAGUUUUUGAGCUUGAUCCCCAUGAUUCAGGCCCCCAUGUGUUACUUUCUAAUAUCUAUGCCUCUGCUGGCAGAUUGAGUGACGCUGCAAGAGUGAGAAAGUUGAUGAAAGAUUGUGGGGUGAAAAAAGAACCUGCUUGUAGUUGGGUGGAGAUUGAGAAUGCAGUCCACAUGUUUGUGGCAAAUGAUGAUGCUCACCCUCAAAGAGUAGAGAUCCUUCAGAUGUGGGAGACGAUUAGUGGGAAGAUUAAGGAGAUUGGAUACGUCCCAGACACUAGCCAUGUUCUUUUCUUUGUGGACCAGCAGGAGAGGGAAGUCAAGUUGCAGUACCAUAGUGAGAAGCUUGCUCUAGCAUUUGCGCUUCUUAACACUACUCCAGGAUCCACCAUUCGGAUCAAGAAGAACAUCAGGGUUUGUGGUGAUUGUCAUUCGGCAAUCAAGUACGUCUCAAAGGUGGAAGGGAGAGAAAUCAUUGUGAGAGAUACAAACCGGUUCCAUCAUUUCCGCGAUGGCUCUUGUUCUUGUAGGGACUAUUGGUAGUGCUAAUUGCAUGUGGCUAGUUGCAUUGCAUACAAAACUAAUCCUUUACCUGACUGUUCGUGUUUGGGUCCUUGUGAUUCAUGUGCUUGUGAUCUGUGAUGCGACAGUCUUCCUCUUUAAAUUGAGAAGAGGAACUUGAGCCUCCCAUUCUGGAAGCAACUUCACAUUAUUUGCCCAACUGUAUCUGUGAGCUAUGCGCAGCAGAGGAAAAAUGUGUGCCUAAGUGCUGUGAGAACAUCGAGAAUGUCAUAAGGACAGAUGAAAGCUUCGAUGGAAGUUUUUAUUUAGUGAAGAAGAUCAUGGAUUACUACCUGACCUGUGAGGUUUCCACAUACGGUAAGCAGUCAGAGGCGAAAACCUAUGAAGAGCCCUCCAAAAGAUGAUGAAAUUAUUCAAUUUAUCAGAAAAGGAUCAAAUUAUAUCCUUUGGCACAGUCAUGAUAUGCAGAAUUUCUUCUAUUGAAUACAAUUGAGGGCAGACUAACAUUUGUUGAAUACGAUUGAGGAUAUAUUCGCUCUUUUCUCAUUGGAUGAGAGCAAAAAUUUCAAGCUUCCAAUGUAAUAAUUGUACAAAUUUCUGGAAAUUUCAGUUAGAGAUCACAUCACAGUGGCAAUGUAGAUAAAGUCGGUCAUAUCCUACAUUGUAAAAAAUUUCUUUUCUUAGAUAUUUGAAUUCGUCUCAACCGGAGCAUUGAAAAGUCUACUGUAUUGGAAUUUGGAGGUGAGCAAUGCCCGAGUGACAGAAACAAUAAAAGAUUGUGAUAGUUCUCUGCUGUCUGUCACUAAUGUGUAGCAAUGUUGAACAAUACGAUAGAAUGAAUGAAGGUGUUUUCUUUUUGUUGGAAUAAAUGGAUUGAAAGCCGAAAAGUGAAAUGGUAUGAACUAAACUUACAUUGCUUGCUUGGGGUGUUUAUGACGUGGCAAAACUAGUGGAGACAAAACGGAGGAAGAAAAAGCAAGGGAGAAAAGGAUGUGGGGGUGGAUGCCUUUGCCUGUGGUAUUUGGAAGUUGGAAACUGAAAAAAUAGAGAGGCGAGAGAGAAAGGAAAGGAACGCAAAAAGAGGAACUAACCCAACCCAUCUGUUUCAUUUCAUUCUUGAUGGAGAGAGAGAGAGAUGGGCGGGUAAAAGGCGUGAUGAAGGAGUGUGUCUGUGUGUGUGGUUAGAGACGGUUUAGCUUAAAAUCGCGUAGCGUGUGAGCAAAACUCUUUUGUAAUCAUCAUUCUUCAGCGGACGUUUCAUACAUUCGACAGCUCCAGAUAUACAAACUGCCUCUGCCAAAGCCCAAUACAGGUUACAGGAACUUAUUAAGGCUUUCAUUAUAUAAAUGGAGCGUGACAGCAAGAAGAGAGUAAGAGAAGGAGACGAAGGCCACAAUAAUUCUUCCCCUUCUUCUUCUUCUUCCUCUUCCUCUUCUUCUUCUUCUUCAGAGAGAGAGAAGCAUGCAAAGACAAAAGAUGGUCCCAUUAAUUAUGGUAUUUUGGACUUGAAAAAUGACGUCCUCGAAUACAAGGACAGCAGCAGCAGUACCAGUAGCUGUUGUAAGACAUCAUCAGAAUCCCACUGCGCAUUAGGAGUAUUUGAUUUUCCGUGGCUGAAAGAUGGUAUAAUCUCCCAAUCGGAGGAGUGGAUUAAUUUUGAGGACGUCUUCUCAUCACCAGUACUGGCACUGGAUGACACACCCACCUUUACGACUAGUAGUAAUCCUGGUCAUGGUAUAAGUAUUGAUGAUCAAUUUUCUUUCUCCGCGGCAGGGCGGUGUUUCUAUCAGACUCAUGAUCAAUCCGAUCAUCAGGAACUACUCCUAGACUUUCCUCCAGCUAAGGACAAGCUUGAGGAAGAUGCAAGGCCAAGUCCUCGAGAUCUUAAUCAAGAUGAUGAUGGCUUGGAGAAUGAGGGUGCGGAUUGCAUUUGGACCUUCCUGCUCAAUCAGCCCCUUCAUCAACAGCCCAUCUAAUUAAGUUUAUAUUAUUAUUAUUAUUCUUAUUAUUAUUAUUAUUAACUGCGCGUUAUGUCACAUAAACAGAAGAUAAACUUGGGCAUGUAAAUGCAAUGCAAGUGCAACAAGGGGGGUGGAUAUGUAGCCAGAGGCAGACCCAGAUGGGACUACUUACCAAAGGAUCGAUUACUCACUCAAUAUUGUGUAAAGGUAGCCAGCCACCCACCCGUCUCUCUCCCUCCAUCUCCUUUUUCCUUUUUCUUGUUUACACUCCUCUGCCAUUUGUGUUACACUUUUGUGAUUUAUUAUUGUCCAAUUAAUUCAUAUUGGGUCUCUUGCUA
Prunus mume (Japanese apricot) is the source of this 4362-nucleotide messenger RNA. RefSeq names its product DNA binding / transcription factor. Lineage: Eukaryota; Viridiplantae; Streptophyta; Magnoliopsida; Rosales; Rosaceae. The record is from RefSeq and is a predicted model, not a curated record.